Chelonus insularis is the source of this 3112-nucleotide messenger RNA. RefSeq names its product dual specificity protein phosphatase CDC14C-like (gene cdc14). The record is from RefSeq and is a predicted model, not a curated record. Lineage: Eukaryota; Metazoa; Arthropoda; Insecta; Hymenoptera; Braconidae. Gene Ontology annotation, cellular component: cytoplasm; kinociliary basal body; centrosome. Gene Ontology annotation, molecular function: protein serine/threonine phosphatase activity; protein tyrosine phosphatase activity; protein tyrosine/serine/threonine phosphatase activity. Gene Ontology annotation, biological process: cilium assembly; positive regulation of cytokinesis; protein dephosphorylation. The coding region runs from base 869 to 2734 and encodes 621 amino acids. The transcript has 7 exons.
UACUUUACUACGUAAUAUACCAGUGUUUACCCAUCAGUACCUUAAAAUUUAAACGUUUUGGAGUAUUAAAUGUCAGAAAAUACGUAAAUUUGUAACUAAUAUGUGUAAAUAACUCGAAUGGAUAAUAAUAAACUAUUUUCAUAGUGUGUUUUUAAAUAUUAUUAAGUAUAAAAUCCUCAUACAACAUGGCACAUGGAAUUGGGUCAAAAAAUAAUACAAAUCUACAAUUUAGCAUUCUAAUUCUAAUAUAAUUUAUUUUUAUCUAUAUCUAGGGAGAUUUAAUAUUUGAUAAAGUUUGAUAAACAUUUUUACAUGUGAAUUACAUAUUGUCGAUUGUAAUUGGGAGAAUUAUAACGUAUUUAAUUCGAAAGAUUGAUCUAUUAGUGAACAUUUUGGUGCAUUUAUUUGUCAACCAUUGAAGUUACUGCAUAGUUAUCGCUCAUCGGUACUCAGCACAGUAUUUAUAUACGUAUAAUGUGGGUUUAUGUAUUGUGCGCAAUACAUGUGAAGACGUUUAAAUUUUGUAACGGUCAUAUUGACGGUCGUACACAGUGUCGUCAUUAUCUACUCGUCGGCGUCUCGUCGUGUAACGUGUAUUGUAUACAUGACAAACGUUUUGACGAUUAGUAGCGUUUAUCAUUCGAGAAGAUAUUUAUGAGCUUGUUAUUAUUCUUGUUCUGGAGGAAUUAAUCUGCAGUAUUAUACUAUUGUUACAUCAUUAACUCCAAUUAUUAAGAAUGAAUUUUAUUGUAUAUUUAUUUGUCAAUCCGACUAUGCGUUUAUAUUUUUGUUAAUCUAUUGAUAUACUUUAGUGAGUUAUAUUAUAUAAAUUUUAUUUUUAUUUUUUUAAUAACUAUCAUAAUUUACAAUGGAGAAUUCCAAUAAUACAAUAGCAUUUGGUACAGAAUUAAUAAAAGAGCGAUUCUAUUUUGUAACUUUGAAAUGUGAUAAAAUACUCGGAAACACUCAGGAUUUUCAUUACUUCAGCAUCGACAAUGAAUUAGUCUAUGAAAACUUUUAUGCUGACUUUGGACCAUUAAAUUUAGCAAUGUUAUAUCGGUAUUGCUGUAAAGUAGAAAAAAUAUUGGAAACACCGGCAUUUAAGAAAAAAAUCAUCGUUCACUAUACUACACUAAAUAGUGAAAAAAGAGUCAAUGCAGCAUUCCUGGCAGGCAGUUAUGCAAUAUUAUACUUAAAAAAAACUGCUGACGAAGUCUAUGAAUUGUUGACAAACACAUAUAACAGUCAACCUUAUAUUAUGUUCAGAGAUGCUUCAAUUGGUCCUCCGUGUUAUCAGAUAUCUUUGAAAGAUUGUCUAAAUGCUAUUGAAAAGUGUCAUAAAUUGGGUUUCUUUAAUUUCGACGAUUUUAAUUUCAAAGAAUAUGAAUAUUAUGAACGAGUACAAAACGGAGAUCUCAAUUGGAUAGUUCCUGAAAAAUUUAUUGCAUUUUGCGGUCCCCAGGCAGAGUUAAACAAUGAAAAUGGAUAUUCCUUACACUCACCAGAAUCAUAUUUUUCUUUUUUCCGACAAAACAAUGUUACAACGAUAGUGAGACUUAAUAAGAAAGUAUAUGAAGCAGCACGAUUUAUCAAUGCCGGAUUUGAUCAUAAAGAUCUCUUUUUUCGAGACGGAUCGACGCCUACAGAAGCGAUUGUUGGACAAUUCUUAAAGAUAGCGGAAAAUACAAGCGGUGCUAUUGCUGUUCACUGUAAGGCUGGCCUUGGUAGAACAGGAUCGUUGAUUGGUUGUUAUAUAAUGAAACAUUAUCAUCUGUCCGCCCACGAAACGAUUGCAUGGAUUAGAAUAUGCAGACCAGGUUCUGUUAUUGGGCAUCAACAACGAUGGCUCGAAAGAAAUGAAGAAUAUCUACAUUCAUUAUUGAAAGAGCCAUUAAAAGCCGAAAAUGGAAAUCCACCGCAUCCUCGAGGAAUUUACUCCAAAAGAGGCAGAUCGAAUGGAUCAUGGACGCUAAUACCAUCAUCAUUAGAUACGUCAUUACCAUCUGAAAAUAUUAAUCUUGUACAUGACAAUGUCUCUAGAAUCGUACAUCGAGUCGACGAUAUUCGACUUGACGAUUCGUCACCGUCAUCAGUACCCACAACAAGUACAACAAAUGGUCCAAAUAAGUUAGCUCUUGUGACUCAAGGUGAUAAAUUGAAUGAAAUUAAAAUGGCUAGACAGAGGAAGGCUACUUUUACGAAUAACUUUAUGAGGAGAAAAUCAGUAGGACAACCCAGUGUAGUACUUCCAAACUUAGGUAUUCUUUUACACACAAGAAAUGGCCAUACUAAAAGUGCCAUGGCUUCAGUGAUGGGAACGAAAAAAGAUACGAACAAUAAAAGACUGCUACCAAGAUCAACGACAGCAACUACUACAUCGACUCUCAUAAAGAGAACUUCAUGUAAAUCAUCGUGUUAUGUCAGAUCAAAAGCAUGUAUCACGAAUAUGCAAAAUGCGAAUAACUCUGGAACGUCAAGUACCGUUAAAUCGAUGUGUAUUUCUUCGAAGCCAGUGACAAGAUCUAAUGUUCGGGAAUCAUGCUUGAAAGAAAUUCGUCAAAAAGGAUCAUCUAAAUUAACGAACGCGAAUCAACAAUCACCGUCUAGCACGAGUAUGGUUCUUAGAUCUGCAUCAGCCUCUGGUCGCGUCAAUCGCUUCAAGUUAAUGAAACAAGAGCGUGACGCUUUAAGUUCAAAAACAGCAUUUUAUCAGAUGAUUAACCGAUGUUCUUAGUGACGAUGAGGGUGAUGAUAUUGAGCAAAAACUAGGCAGAUGAGUUAAUUGCAAAAUAUCUUAUUGCUGCCAACAACACCAACGAAGGUCACAUCGCCCAAACCCUUUGACAGUAUCGUGAAUAAUUGUGCAUCAAUCCCGAAAAUAUUCAUAUCAUCUAUGGCAUCUUUUAAUCAUAAUAAUUACAUUAAAAAUCCUCCACUAAUACCGAUUCUUCGUAACUAAUGAUACCGAAUAAUCUAUAAGUAGUAUUUGUAAACUAAAAAAAUUAACAAGACAAAAUUAUGAUGAAAUGAAUUAUAUAUAAAUAUAUACAAAAAAUUUAGCAUUUUAGAAACUAUUAAAACGCAAUUGUUGAUGGAAAUGUUUUAUAAACUU